AAAGUGUCGCAGUCGACCAGCCAAACUCGAGCAGCAUCCACGUCGGGCAAAAUGAGACAAAUUUCGCGGCGACUCGAUUAUAAUUAGCAAUUCGGGGACGCAUUUUAUUUCGUUUGCAGCAUGGAAGUGAGUGUCGUCGAGCCGACCACCUACCCAAGUCCGAUCGUCUCGCAGGAGAGACGAAAUUCCUCGUCGUCCACGCACCGAUCUCGGAACAACUCGUGGUCCCGCAGGAGACCCAGUCUGCUCGGCUGGAGAAUCCCGGUCGCGCAAAUCCGCGAGUACGGACCGGCGGAUGAAUUCACACAAAGACUGCGGCUGCGUGUCGUGGCAGGUCACAAUCUUGCCAAGAAGGAUAUUUUUGGAGCCAGUGACCCAUAUGUCAGAAUAGAUCUCAACACACUCGAGGGCGAUGAGACCAUCGACUCUGUCAUGACCAGAACGAAAAAGAGGACUCUUGAGCCACAGUGGAACGAGGAGUUUGUUUUCAGAGUGAAGCCUUCGGAACAUAAAUUAGUGCUGCAGGUUUUCGACGAGAACCGACUGACCAGAGACGACUUUCUCGGCGUAGUCGAACUUCCUUUGCAAAACUUGCCCAAAGAGCAAGAGGGCCGCAUUAUUUUGUCCAAGCAAUACAUUCUAAGACCCAGAAGUGCCAAGUCUAGAGUAAAAGGUUUCCUAGAAAUUUACCACGCCUACAUUCGAGAGGCCAGCGCAGGGAGCACAGACGAGGAGGAACCUUCUGCAGCCGAGGGAGAGACCGGCUGGGAAAUGGUGGACUCGAUAGCGUCAGCCAACACAACGGGGUCCGUUGAGACUCCUGCACAGCCGGUGAAUGUUCCGAACCAGGAGCAGUUGCUGCCGCUUCCUGCUGGUUGGGAAGAGAGACAAGACGCCAACGGCAGGACCUAUUUUGUUAAUCACAACGCCAGAUCGACCCAAUGGGAGCGCCCCACACAGGAGGGCAACAUAGCAGGCGAAGUGAAUGUGACGCAGCAUGAGAGAAGUUUAGAGUCGGCAGCGACGGAGUUCCAGCGCAGAUUUCACAUCAGUAGAGACGACCUCGAAUCAAAUAGAAGUUCAGGGUCUUUAUCUCAGGAGGAUGAUCGAUCUGACGGUGAAAUCAGUGAUGACGGAGUGGACGGCGAUGAAAGUGAAUGUGGCGAGCAAUCGCCAGAGGUAGAGGACGAGGACUUGAUCAUCGAAGAUUAUGAUCCUCCCGCGUCUCCAGGCCCGGAGCCAAUCGAGCAAGGCGUCGAAGUGGUUGCCGAGUCAGACUCGCAAUCAGACAUUGCAAGUGCUUCAGGCGACAGACGUGAAUCUCUGAAUGAUUUCGGACUGGCCAGGUUGAUGCAGACUGACGGAGAAAGUGAAGCUGAGGGCGAUACAACUGAUGCUGGAAACAAUGAAGCCCGUCCGAGAAGCGACUCUGAAGCAGUCCAGGUUCCAACUGAGGCAAGAUUACAAGCCUUGGGCCUCACUUCGGAAGGGAUGCCUCCUGGCUGGACAAUGCAAAUGGCUCCCAACGGCCGCGUUUUCUUCAUCGACCACAACGAGAGAGCAACAACCUGGGUGGACCCUCGAAGUGGCCGGGCCAGUCCGAUGCCAAACCAAGUGAACAACCCUGCCAUCAAAAAGCCUGAGGACGAACUGGGUCCCUUGCCUGAAGGUUGGGAGGAGCGGAUUCACACAGACGGACGCAUUUUCUUCAUUGAUCACAACACAAGGACGACGCAGUGGGAAGACCCAAGACUGUCGAACCCUAAUAUAGCCGGGCCUGCCAUUCCUUACUCAAGAGACUACAAGAAAAAAUACGACUACUUCAAAUCACAGUUGAAAAAGCCUAACAAUGUACCUAACAAAUAUGAAAUCAAAGUACGCCGAUCACGCAUCCUAGAAGAUUCAUUCAACGCCAUCAGUAAUGUCAACAGAACUGAUUUGCUCAAGACAAAGUUGUGGAUAGAGUUUGAGGGAGAGGUUGGCUUAGACUACGGAGGUUUAGCACGUGAGUGGUUCUUCUUGCUUUCGAAAGAGAUGUUCAACCCCUACUAUGGACUUUUCGAAUAUUCUGCCAUGGAUAAUUACACUCUCCAAAUCAACCCAUUCUCUGGCCUUUGCAACGAAGAGCAUUUGAACUACUUUAGGUUUAUUGGUAGAAUAGCUGGAAUGGCUGUUUAUCACGGGAAACUGUUAGAUGCCUUCUUCAUUCGUCCAUUCUACAAAAUGAUGCUGGGAAAGCAAAUUGACUUGAAAGACAUGGAGAGUGUGGACUCUGAGUAUUACAAUUCGUUGCUGUGGAUCAAGGAAAACGACCCAUCGGAACUGGAACUCACGUUCUGUGUCGACGAAGACAGUUUUGGUCACACGUCGCAACGAGAGUUGAAACCAAACGGAGCAAACAUUGCUCUCACAAAUGAAAACAAAGACGAAUACAUUAACCUUGUCAUUGAAUGGAGAUUUGUAGCCCGAGUAAAAGAACAAAUGCAAGCCUUUCUGGAAGGGUUCAGUGCCUUGGUGCCGCUGAACUUGAUCAAAAUUUUUGACGAGAAUGAACUGGAGCUGCUCAUGUGCGGCAUUCAGCACAUUGAUGUCAAGGACUGGAGGCUGAACACCCACUACAAGGGUGACUACCAUCCUAAUCACUUGGUUGUGCAGUGGUUCUGGAGGGUUGUGUUGUCUUUCAACAAUGAGAUGAGAGCUCGCCUUCUGCAGUUUGUGACAGGAACAUCAAGGGUGCCAAUGAAUGGCUUCAAAGAGCUUUACGGAAGCAAUGGACCUCAACUUUUUACCAUUGAGAAGUGGGGCUCUCCGGAAAAUUAUCCCCGAGCUCACACCUGUUUCAACCGAAUUGACCUGCCUCCAUACGAGUCAUACCUGCAGCUACGAGAUAAGCUUGUCAAAGCAAUCGAAGGUUCACAAGGUUUUGCCGGAGUCGACUAGAGAUCGAGGCCACAAUCUUUCACCUUGCCGUGAUGCUUGCCCACUUUAACUGUUUCGAUUGAUUUCAAACGUUUCGGUGUUAAAUUGAAAACAGCCUUGUAAGACAAAAAAAGAGUUUUGUUUGCAAGUCGGGACAAUUUUCAAUAUCAAACUAUAUUAAAAACCAAGACAGACCUAGAGGCUAACAAAACUCGGUGGUGAUAUCAAGAGAUUUUUCAUAUUUGAUGAGAACAUAGUAAUAUUUGUGUUGAUUGGGCAAUGCUACAACAACUGUGAUUAUUUGAUUUACCUGUUUUUAUGGAUAUACUGUAAUGUUAAAAUUAUAUUGUGUAAAGAAUCCUUCCACAAUCCUCAUUAAAAGAAGACAUCAGAUGUCCUGUCAGUUAUAGACCUCCCCACAGACCAUCCAGCAAAUCCCCCAACACAAUCUUAUACCUAAAGUUUCUUACAUUACGCUAAGGCUGGUAUAUUGAUGGUAUUGUUUACUGAAAAAGUCUUAUGCUGUGACUUGUUAACAAAGCCAGUGUCCAAAUUUAUGCAGUCAGAAUCAUUCUAUAUAUAGAAAGUGCAAAACAUUUACUCGCCGCUAUUUUAACUUUUAACACUUCAAAAUUUUCUGUCAAGAAAAAAACUUGCAUCUUUAACUUUUGGAUACUUAUAAUCGUCGCUUAUUCUUGUCAUCACUAUAUUUCUUUUACCUAAGUUGCUGAUGCAUGAUCGUCUUGUAUUUCAAAUUUUUUGCGUGUGAAUUCUUUUGUAACAUUUUUAAAUAAUAUUGAGAAUUUCCCCUAUUUAAAAAAAAAAAAAAAUGACCAAAAUCAUAAUUAACCCAUAAAAUAUUUUACAACAAGAUUGGAACUUUUCAAGCAUUCCCUAUUGGAUUUGAAUUUCACUUUUAAGCAGCGCGGAGAGACCACGAGUAUUAAAAUCAUGCGUAUUUCCGUGCUGAAUUUUGCCGAAAUUUACUUUGGAUUUUAAUUUAUAGUUUUUUUUAACUUCUUAUUUUUCAAAAGAACAAUUUAGUCUUUUUCAUGCAAACACAUGAAUUUUAAACAUUGUUUGUAUCGCUCGCAAACAUAAUUAUCAAGACGAGAUCACUGCUUUACGCACGAAUUUGUGCUUGCUAUGUAAAUAUAAAUGAUUUAUAAUACCUCGUUAUGAUAUCAACUAAAAACAAUAAAGAAAACGAAAAAUUAA
Messenger RNA from Neocloeon triangulifer, 4137 nucleotides. RefSeq names its product E3 ubiquitin-protein ligase Nedd-4 (gene Nedd4). The record is from RefSeq and is a predicted model, not a curated record. NCBI's taxonomy places the organism in Eukaryota, Metazoa, Arthropoda, Insecta, Ephemeroptera, Baetidae. The transcript is spliced from 17 exons. Gene Ontology annotation, molecular function: protein binding; ubiquitin protein ligase activity; sodium channel inhibitor activity. Gene Ontology annotation, biological process: regulation of dendrite morphogenesis; ubiquitin-dependent protein catabolic process. Bases 121 to 2940 code for a protein of 939 amino acids.